Esox lucius (northern pike) is the source of this 1476-nucleotide messenger RNA. RefSeq names its product XK-related protein 8-like. The record is from RefSeq and is a predicted model, not a curated record. The coding region runs from base 74 to 1342 and encodes 422 amino acids. Gene Ontology annotation, cellular component: plasma membrane. NCBI's taxonomy places the organism in Eukaryota, Metazoa, Chordata, Actinopteri, Esociformes, Esocidae. The transcript has 3 exons. Gene Ontology annotation, biological process: phosphatidylserine exposure on apoptotic cell surface; apoptotic process involved in development; engulfment of apoptotic cell.
UUAACAGAACAAGCAGAUGCAGUUGUUUUCUUACAUUUCACCUCUCGUUCCCUGAGUAGAAACUGCUAAAUUCAUGGAGCAGGUUGCUGUAGAUGAUCCCUCUUUAAAGGAUAGGGGAUGUAAAUCAAGGUGUAUGUCCACUCUGUCUGAUCUCAUUGAUCUGGGACUUGUUCUCCUGGACGUGGUCUUAGAUGUGUACACAGUGGUGUCUUUAUAUCAGGAGGAGGCAUAUGUGUUCAUGGGACUCCUGGUGUUCAUACUGCUGGGCUCAUCACUCCUGGUCAAUUCUUUCAGCUUGUUGUGGUACCUCGAUGGCAGGAGGGAGAGCAAGACUGAGAGCCUAGUCAAGAAUCUGGAUGGGAGGGACACCAGGAAAGAGAACCAUUUGAAGAAUCUCUGCUCUCUGAAGAUCCUCCAUGUGUUCCAGUUGGGAGUCUUUCUCAGAUAUGCUAGUGUGCUGAGGAUCUCGAUUUGUGGCUUCUGCUGUGAGAAGCUCUACACGACGGACGAGGUCAGAUCCCUGAAAAAUGACCUGUGCAUAUUGCGCCUCAUAGAGACCUUUUCCGAGAGCGCUCCCCAACUGGUCCUCAUGCUCACCAUCUUCAUCAUGAGAGAAGAUUUGGGACCCAUCACAAUCCUGAAGGCACUUCUUUCAGCGUUGGCCAUCUCAGCCAGUGUCACCACGUACCACCGUUCUAUGUGUUCUUUCGCCCCAGACAAGGCCAAGCAGGGCUGGGGCUUCUCUGUGCUCUACUUCCUGUGGAACCUGCUCCUGAUUGGAUCACGUGUGAUGGCGGUUGCCCUCUUCGCCUCAGCCUUUCCCCGCUACAUCGCUGCCCACUUCCUGUGUUCCUGGAUGGUUCUAUUUUUCUUCGCCUGGCGAUGCAAAACAAAGUUCAUGAACAGCGAUGGCAAAGAAUGGUUCGACCAGGCCACCGUAGGUCUCAUCUGGUAUUUCAACUGGUUUAACAUGGUGCCAGGCAAGAGCAGGUGGAGAAGCAUUGUCUACCACACCUGGAUGGUACUGGAUAUUGGGAUACUUUGUGGUUUUUGGGUUUGGCAGAUUAAAAAAUCUUCUCCGUAUUUUGACAUUCCACUAGAUCCCUAUUUUGUUCUUGGUGUGAUAAUGUCACUCUACUUCGCUGGGCUCGGUCUUAAGGUGAUAUUCAUGUACUGCCACCAGCAGACCAAAACUGAUGAACGUCUUGAAGGCACCACAAAUGAGAAUGAAGUUAACUCUGCGUUCCGCUGUGUGGGCCAUGAAGAAUCCUUCGGCCCCCCAGAACAGGUUAUCAGGGUCAAUAAGAGGAUGAAAAUUUUAGCGGAUAACUUCUACUCCUGAUCUGGAUCAGCUGAUGCUUCCCAAACAUUUUAUCCAACAUGGCAGCCAGGCUGGAGGCCACAAACUCAGUCCGUAAGCUUCUGCAUACCUGGGUAAACUGGUUUUUUAAUAUUAUGCAGCGCAUUUAAUUUGAA